AUGUGCAUUGGUGGACCCGCACUGAUAUACUAUGUAACCCCAACAGAGGAGGAGCUCUUCCUGCGAUACAACCCAGAACUUCAACGCCGCUCGCUCGAACGACGAAAGGAGAAGCAGGAAGACUUUGACAACUUCGUCAAUAAAUUGAAGGAGUACUCCAAGAGUGAUAAGCCUGUCUGGACAGUCUGGGAAGAAGAAGCCGAGAAGCGACGUCAACUUGGUAUCACGGCUGAACUCGAUAGGCGGCGAGCAACGGCUGCGGAAGCUGAGAAGCUGAAGGAGGAGAUGAAGAACUCGCUGAGAUGA
Messenger RNA from Recurvomyces mirabilis, 306 nucleotides. RefSeq names its product Assembly factor cbp4 (gene cbp4). The record is from RefSeq and is a predicted model, not a curated record. Lineage: Eukaryota; Fungi; Ascomycota; Dothideomycetes; Mycosphaerellales; Teratosphaeriaceae. Gene Ontology annotation, biological process: mitochondrial respiratory chain complex III assembly. Gene Ontology annotation, cellular component: mitochondrial membrane. Bases 1 to 306 code for a protein of 101 amino acids. The transcript is spliced from 3 exons.